Cydia pomonella (codling moth) is the source of this 6270-nucleotide messenger RNA. RefSeq names its product GRB10-interacting GYF protein 2 (gene Gyf). The coding region runs from base 404 to 5419 and encodes 1671 amino acids. The transcript has 28 exons. The record is from RefSeq and is a predicted model, not a curated record. Gene Ontology annotation, molecular function: protein binding. Lineage: Eukaryota; Metazoa; Arthropoda; Insecta; Lepidoptera; Tortricidae.
GCUGAUAUUCCGUGAAACGGAAAACGAUUAUCAGGAACUGAUUUCGGGCUCGAAAUCGGGAAGGGUGGAUGUAAUUGGCGCUUUUUCCCAUUUUGGCCUCGGAGCCCUAAAAAUAGCACGCGUUAUUAUCGGCAGAUUUAUAAAUCCCCAUAAAAAAACAGACUCAACAGAUAGCACAAAACUGAUGAAUUAAAUAUGAUGUAAAAAGGAAGUUGGUAGCACUGAUAAUACUUCAUUUUACAUUGUCGCUAUCUCGUACUCGCAUGCGUUCUUCUUUCUUUACUCCACUUCACUUCAUUUUGGGCGGCCAUAUUGCUCUGUUGCUGUGCGUGUGUCUGAUUAUCACUCGGGCUCUUAGCUUUUUCAGUUUUUCGUGUAUUGAAUUGAGUGAUCGUCCAGAGCAAUGGGCGACCGCAAUAACCCCAUCAAGUUUGGACCGGAGUGGCUGCGCAAUUUGGCAAGAGAACGUAAUGCCAGCAUUCAGGGCUCCAACAGUCAAAACGCACUGCUGGCCUCGGGGAACGGCGCCACUCCUGGGGCAGGCAGCGGUGCACCAGCCCAGGCUACCUCACCAGUCCCGGGAAAUCCACUUUGCGCAGCAAAUACCACGCAAAAAAUACAUCUUGCAAAACUUCGGUAUGGCAGAGAAGAAAUGCUUGCACUUUAUGACAGGACUGUUGAAGCACCUUCAGAGUUAAAAUCUAUAGACCAGCUUUAUCAACCACGAGGCAAACCGCCAUUUGCGCUACACAAUACUUUUGAAGAGGAAAUGCGGGAGAAUCUACGAAGCGGUCCGCCUUUAGGUGCACUGACGCCUGAUAAGUUUGGCCGAGGAAUCGGCAGAGGUCUAACUGCCACGGACAACCGCGGUAGACCACGGAUGCCGUUUGUCCGACAGCCGUCACUGGGAAGAGGAACCGCAUUCCAUCAAAGGAUACCAGGAUAUGUGACUGGUACUGAUGAAGAUGCUCCACCUCUGCCUCGAUCCUGGAGCAACAGUAACGGGGGACCUUCCACUAACAGAACUGUUAGUGAACAAUCGGAAUGGACACCAAAUAAAACUUUCCGAAGCAAGAGGCCGACUAAUAACACGAAUUGGAGGACACCACAAACCCGCGAGGAAGGCGAGGAAUGGCGUUUAUCAGAUCCUGGCAGGCCUCGCACUAGCCAACAAGACAAGUGGGAGCGAGAUUGGGGUGACAGGCCUAAUCAGGACAAAUCACCAUUAUGGAACCAUAACCGGAGGACAUGGGGCGGGGAGGCACAAAACGAGGAAAUUUUACCAGAAUGGGCAAUGGACAACGCAGAGGCAUGCGCAGGCACGUUCGAUGCGUCGGGAGCUUUCCAUGGCUAUAGUAACGAUGACACCAACUUGCCGAGGAACCAGGAAGCUUCGUAUUCUCUGACGAGAUCACACACUCACGGCAGCUUUGCUAGAUUAAAAUCUGUAGAAGACGGUUCCGAGGAAUGGUGGGCUUCGGCAAAAGCAAAGAAACUGUCCCCGAAAAAGUUUGAUGCCAGUGAAAUUAAAUUCAAAAAGCAAGUAAGUGUAACAGCGACAGAAGAUAGUGGCAACACCAGUUCAAGCUCAAAACAAAGCAGUACUAGUAAAGAGGAAAGUAACAUGGCUCAAGAUGCACAGGAAAACCAAGUGACCUCACCAGAUUCGUCUGAUAGUGGCCAGACCGAAAACAAUUAUUCUAAAAGUAAUGCCUACAGACCGAAGUUUUCAGAAAACAAAACUUUUGAUGCUCUUAUGAGGUCUGAUAUAAAUAUGGACGAAGCCAGUGACGAGGGAGGGAACUUCCAGUCGGUGACUAUCAAACCUAAUAAUAGUUUGCGGCAGAAACAUCAAAAUAUUGUGGCAUCAGUAGCAGAUAACCCAACUCAUCAAGGUCGGAAAGCUGGGAUGCUCGCAGGAAUGCAAGACGUAAAAGCCGGUCAAAUACCUGAUAAGGAACACUCAAAAUUUGCCGCAAAUUCGCCCGAGGAUGCUCUUGUUGAUGACAUUUUUGAAAUUACAUUGGAAGAUAAAGAUCUUCUUACAAAACUAAAUGUAUUGAAUACGGGAAUGUCCGGCAAGGUAUCUAUGGGCAACUCGGCGACUCCGGUGUCUAACCCCGCUAUGCAAAACCGAGCCGUAAGUCCCAGUCCCCAAAAACAAGGCAGUGUGUUGCAUAAACCUAACCUAUCUAUGGCAGGAAUACCCGCGAUGCAUUCAAAUACAUUGCAUACAUUAGGAAUGCAGAGUCCUGCAACUAAAGCACCAGGCUUGCAGUCUCCGGGAAUUCACCCACACGGGCUGCUGACAUCCACUGUGCACCCCGGAAUCCAGGCCCACGGACUGCCAUCUCCUGGUGCACAGUCAACUGUAAUACAGACGCCUUCCAUACAAAACUCAGGUUUACAAACAUUAGGGCUGCAGACAUCUGGGCAAAAGAAUGCGGGCAUGCAGUCACCGGGAAUGCAGAAUUCCACCUUACAGACACUUGGAUUGCAAACGUCAGGCCCAAAGAAUCCAGGAAUGCCUUCCCCUGGAAUGCAGACUCAAGGACUUCAGACACCCGGUAUGCCAUCACACGCGCUGCAAUUGCCUGGCAUGCAAGCUCCGGGCAUUAGUAUGCAGUCAUUAGGAAUGCAAUCAACUGCUUUGCAGCCUGGUGGAAUACAAAAUACGGGCAACCAAACAUCUUCAAUGCAUAACAUAGGAAUUUCCAAUACUGCUCUCAAUUCUGCUAUGAGACUACAGGGUCCCCGAUUGUUAGAGCAAGGGCCAGCGAAUAAUUCUAUGGGUAUCCCUCAUCAACGAAUGUCACCACCGCCGUUACUUCUUAAUCCUACCAUGGCCAACUCUGCCUUGAGUACAACCGGUAUGCAUCAAGGUUCUACAGGGCUGACAGGGUUUCAAAAUUCAUCUGCUAUUCAAGGGAUGCCGAAUACUAGUAGUUCUCUCUUUGGACUUGGACAAAAUCCAAAUAAUGCUCAGAUGCCACCGUCUUCUGAUAUACAAAUGCCAAACCACGCGCAAAACAACAUGUUCCCUAUUCAUGGACUAGCUCAUUCAGGGUCUCAGGCGCAAUUUAAUUCUUUAUAUGGCAAUAUGAAUAUGAUGCGGCAAUCACCUCCACACAAUACUCCAAAUUCCCAGAGUUUAGCUGAUCAUUGGUAUUACGAAGAUCCUAAGAAAACUGUACAAGGACCUUUUUCUUCCAAAGACAUGUACAAUUGGUACAGGGCAGGAUUCUUUACCCCUAGCUUGAUGGUGAGGCGCGCAUGUGAUACGCAUAUGCGUCCCUUAGGUUCUUAUGGCUCUGUGGUACCUUUUACCCCGGUGGACAUGGCUUCUUACUCAAUGAGCAGUGGCUUCGGAAUGCGCAACCAGGCGCCACACGAUUCUAUGAUCAGCUCUCAGCCCGCUCUAGGAUUAGAUGUUAUAUCAAACGUGAAUAUGGGAGAUAACUCGAUGGAUAAUCUUCAAUUUGGCACUGUCAGUCUAGUUAGGAACCAACCUUUCGGCCAACAGCAAAUGGUUGAUUCCUUGUGGGGGCAAACAUCGUCAUCUCCGGAUCUCAUGUGGAUGCAACAGACCAUGAAUGCCCGAAGUGACAUGCGAGUUAAUCUGCCAUUGUUUUUUUGGGAUCAGCAGACUUCAGUCACGUCUAAUUCCAUGUUACCCGAGGAAAUUGUAAAAGAAAUGAAAACAGAAGACCAAAUUUUAGCCCAGUUAAGAGCAUCCCAAAGCUCAGGGGCAAUGCCCAACAUGCCGUUUUUGAGCGAACAAAGCAACGCUCCCGUAGCAACUUCAGCCAAGCCGGAAGAAGAUCCCGCAGUAAUGAGCGCAACGCCUAACCUGGAGGAGUUGCACAAAUUAAUGCAAAAAGAUGCAUUACUGGCUAAGACAGAUAUCCCAGAAAAAAAACCGGACAUCAAAGAAGUUCAGAAUAAAUCUGACAAAGCAAAUAAAUUGGAGCACCCACUGGAAUCUGUAAAAUCUAACGAAACUAUGCAGAAUAAACAACAGGAGCCCAAGCAGACGAAGAUAAACAAAGUUGAAAUUGAAAAAGCUACUAAGAACAAAGAGAACAAAACAAAAGCCAAGAAAGUUAAGGAAGAAAAGAAGGACGACGGAGCUGAAACCGCAAAAGAAGAAGAUUCAAAUAAAGUAGAGAGGAAGUCUGAAGACUCGUCACCUUCAAAGAGCAAAAAAGAAGAAAAAGUUAACAAAAAAGAGCUUGAAAAAGAGAAAAAGGAGUGGAUCAAGGAAGGCUUCACCAUUGUGAAAGGUCCCGAAAAGCCCCCGAAAGACAAGAAGAAGGUUGAAGAAAUCAAAUUAAUAGAAGAGGCCGAGAGAAAGAGGAAAGAAGAGGAAAAGCUCGCAGCUGAAGAAGAAAAGAAAAAGCAAGCAGAGGCACUCAAGAAGCAACAGGAACUGAAGCAGCAGCAACGAGAGGCGAGCGAGACUAUAAUAAAGAAGGCCCCGUGGUCAGCGGCUGCGAAUAUAGCCCAACAGGCGCCGAUCAAAGAUGGGCUGAGCCUAGCGGAAAUCCAGCGGCUCGAACGGGAAAAGAAGCUGGAGCAGAUGAAAGAACAACAGCAGAUGAUGCAAGCCAUUGCGCAACAGCAGGCCGCAGCCCUGGCGCGCGAACAGGAAAUGCAAGCUAAUUUGGGUUGGGCGAAAAAGAAACCUAAUCCGGUCGGAGCGGGAUUGUCUCUGGCCGAAAUACAGGCGGAAGCUCGCAAGCAAUCAGCAGCGGCGGCCGCGGCGGCGGAGGCGGCGGCGCAGGCGGCUGCGCAAGUGCUGGAGGACGCAGCUGGCCCGGCGCAAACCAACCACGUGCCAUGGGGCAGCAACACUCACAACGGAGGUGGUUUCUGGGACUCUCCCACCACAGCUCAACCUCCAAAACCUGUCGAAAGGCCUCAGGAAUCGCAACGGGUCGUGGAACAAAACGUCAAAAAUAAGAAAAAGAAUACUCUUAACAUACCUUCGAAAAAAGAAGCCUCUCCCGGCGCCGAGUUCGACACAUGGUGUAACACCGUGCUUGCUUCUUGGAGCGCCAAAAUCGAUGUGCCUACGUUCGUUGGUUUCCUCAAGGACAUUGAAUCGCCGUAUGAAGUCAAAGACUAUGUAAAAUGCUACCUGGGCGAAACCAAAGAAUCCAGCGACUUCGCCCGCCAGUUUCUCGAAAAGAGGUCCAAGUUGCUCCGCGUCGGCAUGGUCACGCCAUCCGACGACCUCUGCUCGCCCGCCGUAGCCGUCAACCCGCGCACUACGUCGGGCUCCGACUAUCAGGAAGUAAAGGGCAAAGGCAAAAAGACAAAGAAGAAUAAAAUGCUUAAAGUGGAUGCCCGCAUUUUGGGCUUCUCAGUGACUGCAGCCGAGGACCGGAUCAAUGUCGGCGACAUCGAUACGGUGUGAGCGACGCAGGUUACGUACUAGUGUUCAAUAUAACUCGCCUUGUGAUAAACCCGCCGGUUAUUGUGUAAAACACGCGUCAGUUCGCGAUCUUACGAUAACAAUCUAAUUUAAUACAAGUUGGCGAACAACGUUUGACAAAUCGUUUGUCGCUGCUUGUUCGUAUAGUUCAAGAGUUACAAAUAUGGUAUGUUAUGUUAUGACUUGUGCUUUAUGCCAGAAACCUGAUAUUUCAAUUGAACAUUAUAGGCUAGUAAGACGAACAGGGAGUGGUAUGUCAGGGCUAAUCUUAUUUGACAGUGACAACGCAAGUCCAGUUUCGAUAAAAUUCGUUUGUUGGUAACUUAUAAGAAGGAAGCCAAGUUUGCCAUUAAUUACUGAAAGACUUGUUAAGACACUGUUUAAAAUGUAACUAAUAUGUGUUUUGGCUAUGUGACUUUAUACAUGAUUGACACCCACCACAAGGAAGCAUAUGCGAUACAAAUGUGCUCUGAGUUGCAUUUAUGUGGGAAUAUUUUUGAUGCGCAAAACUUUAAAAUAUUGUUUUACAGCUGCUUUCGUGACUGCUUCGUGUUACACUUUAAUUUUCCUACUCCUCUACUGUUAUCUGUCAUUUAUGCAUUCAUUAACACGAAUAUAAGAACAUACAUAAAAGAUUUCAAGAAAAGUCUAUAUUGUCUAUUCCUCAUAAAAGCUCUUGUGCUUUUAUAAGCUAUAACGUUACUGCGAUUAAUGGCUACCAACCUAACAAAACCAAAACGAAUACAGUUUUAAACUAAGUGCAUUGCUGCCAACUUACAAAAUAUUCAUUUGGUUGCAUAGUAAAAAUAAUUACUUUAUAAGUCAGAAACACG